Molecule: messenger RNA, 1357 nt
Organism: Panicum virgatum (switchgrass)
Lineage: Eukaryota; Viridiplantae; Streptophyta; Magnoliopsida; Poales; Poaceae
Product: protein CUP-SHAPED COTYLEDON 1-like
Exons: 3
Coding region: 196-1080 (294 amino acids)
Biological process (GO): regulation of DNA-templated transcription
Molecular function (GO): DNA binding
Source: RefSeq, a predicted model, not a curated record
UCAGAUCGAUAGAGUAGCUCUUGCCUCGCUCGGUUCCGUGUCACCCCAUCUCCUGUAGCUCAAAAGCAAACGAGCAGGUUGCAAGAAAGUAGUUGAGCGAGUCUCUCUGCUUGUCCUGCCAUCUAGCUAGCUAGUGUGUGCUAGUAGCUUGUCCGGCCAUCUAGCUAGUGUGAGCAGGGAGGUAGCUAGGGAUCGAUGGGGCUGAGGGAGAUCGAGUCCACAUUGCCGCCGGGGUUCAGGUUCUACCCCAGCGACGAGGAGCUGGUCUGCCACUACCUCUACAAGAAGGUGACCAACGAGCGCGCCGCGCAGGGGACGCUGGUCGAGGUCGACCUGCACGCGCGCGAGCCGUGGGAGCUUCCAGACGCGGCCAAGCUGACGGCGAGCGAGUGGUACUUCUUCAGCUUCCGGGACCGCAAGUACGCGACGGGGUCGCGCACGAACCGCGCCACCAAGACGGGCUACUGGAAGGCCACCGGCAAGGACCGCGAGGUGCGCCACCCCGGCCCGGCGGCGGCGUCGCGCGCCGUCGUCGGCAUGAGGAAGACGCUCGUCUUCUACCAGGGCCGCGCCCCCAACGGCGUCAAGUCCUGCUGGGUCAUGCACGAGUUCCGCCUCGACUCGCCGCAGACGCCGCCCAAGGAGGACUGGGUGCUCUGCAGGGUGUUCCAGAAACGGAAGGACGGCGAGCAGGACAGCGCCGCCGGCUCGCCCUCGCCGACCUUCGCCGGCUCGUCGUCGCAGGCGGCGGCGGCUAUGCCGGACGACCACCGGCCCGUCAUGGACGCGUACGUUGACCAGACGGCGGCGGGCUCCUCCGCCGGCUUCGCGCCGCCGCCGCAGGAGGACGCCGUCAUCGGUGGCUUCGACCCGGUGCUGAUGAACGCGGCGGCGAUGUGGCAGUACGGCUCGGUCCUCGACUACCACUUCCCGCCGCAGGAGGUGACCAGCUCGCCGAUGAUGGCCGGGCUAGGCUCCAGGGGUGUGGGGGACGGGUGCGGCGGCUUCUACUACGACACCGGCUUCGAGGACAUGGCGAACAUUGGGGGCAUGGGGUUCGCGCAGGGGUGGAUGGGCUAGCAACGCAAGCUGCGCAUCAGUCAUGGAUCGAUUGUGCAUAGAUUGAAUUAAUUCCAUUGGUACCCUCUAGUAUUCUGUAGUGUGAGGUUAAGAUUGGAAAUUCUUAGAGUGCACCUCGCCCAAAGAAAAGGGAAAGAAAAGUAGUGUGCAUGUGCAUAAGAUAGAUGUUCUAUUUGAUUCACAUUCGUGCAUGACGCCAAUUGUAUAUAUGUAUCUCUUCAGUGUUAUGUAUGUAAAUAAAAUAAUAGUCAAUUCAAGUAUAUGCGUGUGUUGUAUC